AUGUUAGUUGAGAAUUUUCUUGAUAUUUUACAAUGUUUUUUUUUGAUAGUUGAUGAAGAUCGAGCAGCAUUUGAAGAUCAGUACGGUAUUACCAAUAAAGCAAAUUCGUCGGCUUCCGUAAAAAGCGAAAAGGAAAAUAAAGUUCAAACAGAAAAGUUAAAACAAAAAAAAUCUGGUCAAACUGAUGAAUGGGAUCGAGAAUGGGAUGUUGGUAAAACAAGAGCUGAAACGUGGAUUGAAAAUGUACCAGAAAUGGGCCUUACAUGGAGAGGUCAUCGGAAGAAACGCGGAUAUUACGGUCGCGGAAAAGGCGGGCGUAAUUCAGGGCCACCAAGAAAGGAUUAUUCAAUGCAUGAUGAUCGUUUCGAAUCUGGAUCUUACGAUGAACGGUUAAACGCCACGGAAGACAAGCUAAAAGCGCAAUCACGACCUGCAGCAGAUGAGACGCAAUCGCAAAACGCUGAAAGACAACAAAGUCGCAAUCGAGAGAAUCGUGGCGCUGGCAGUAAUGGAAAUGCGGGUAGGGGUUACUACAGAGCUAUGGGACGUGGAGCAAGGAGGAGAAGUCGACUUCUGGAAGUCCCUACAAAAAAAGACAACGGUGAACUUAGGAAUGAACAGACACCGAAGGAGGAAGGAACAGUCUAUGAGAAACGAGUUGAAAUUGUCAAAAACAAAGAAGGCUCUAGAGACACCAUAAGAGUCAAACUAACAAAUCUAAGUAUUAAAGAGGUAACCGGCAGUUAUGUUAUACCUGUCUAA
Molecule: messenger RNA, 762 nt
Organism: Enterobius vermicularis (human pinworm)
Lineage: Eukaryota; Metazoa; Nematoda; Chromadorea; Rhabditida; Oxyuridae
Source: the annotation of a GenBank genome assembly